CGCAGAUGGUGGCUUGAAGUGACUAAACACAGUGAAAACAAAAAAAUUGGGGGAUUAAGAUAAGACGACUCGUGAACAAAUUGAGAACAUCUCGAAUCAAAGUAGGAGUUCUGGUAACCAAGAAUGAUUUAGGGUGAAAGAAAAUUACCCGAACAAGUUACAACUAAAAUGGCGGAACAACCUACAUCGAGUACUACUAAUCCACUGCCUCACAGUCGAGGGGGAAGACAUCGUUCGCGUAAGCAGCAGAAGCCUUCAACGGCGGAAAGAGAGCAGAAGAAAGCUUCACGAUUGCAGGCUUUGGGUCCAACAGAGUCGAUAAAGGAAAAGCAGCAAAAGGCAAGGGAGGAGAGAGAAGCAAAGCGGUCUAUGAUUGAUUUUAGACAUGAAUAUGUGAUGAGUACAGUUGGCAGUACCCUUGGGUUAACAAAUGAUGAAGUCACAGAAUCUUUACUGGAAGGCAAUCAGAUUGAAACCAUGGAGGAUUUUUUCAAGGCAGAUGGUCUUUCAAAGAUUGUAUUUUAUUUUCAAGAAGUGGAAAGUUUACCAGAUGCGGUUGAACAUGUCAGACUAGGACCUGGUGGAGCUCAAGCAACCAACAUAAAAACCAAACCCAAAGUGUUUAUCACAGACACAAAGGAUAUGCAGCUCACAGGAGCAUGUGUCUUCUUCAUCAGAAUUAAUCCCACAAAAGCUCUUACAAUGGCAAACAUCAGCCAGGAAACAACGUUUGGUUUGUUGGAUACUCGUGGUGUUGGCGUUCUUCAAUCAGUUGAGAGAUUACUCGCGGAUAUCUACAUUCCUGCCCUAUCUAAGAGUUCCAACUGGGGUGAUUUAUCAGACAAACAUGGUGCAAGUGUACGAAACGGAUUCAUGAACCAACUGGACAAUUUUGUGGGUAUACUGUCCAGUGCAAAGGCCAGUUUAGAUGAUGCGGUGAGCCUUAAGGAGUGUGACAGCAUUGAUCUGACUAGGAUAAGUUCUCCUACCGAUUACAUAGCAGCUGCUAGCUCCAGUGAAACACUUGAGCAGAUUGAAGAGAUUGUUACGGCUUGGAUAAAACAGAUCGAGCAGACACCCCUGGCAUCAGCUGCCGGCAAAUCACUGAAAUGA
Molecule: messenger RNA, 1113 nt
Organism: Stylophora pistillata
Lineage: Eukaryota; Metazoa; Cnidaria; Anthozoa; Scleractinia; Pocilloporidae
Product: dynein axonemal heavy chain 5
Biological process (GO): microtubule-based movement
Cellular component (GO): axonemal dynein complex
Molecular function (GO): dynein light intermediate chain binding; ATP hydrolysis activity; ATP binding
Source: RefSeq, a predicted model, not a curated record